GCCAUCGGCUCACAAAUAGCUCCCGGCUUGCCCCUCAACCCAACAUCGAUCGCCAUCACCACCGCCCUGGCCGAAACCACCCCCAUCCUGACCCAGCCUUUGCAAACCACUUUCGCACCCCAUCGCCGGCAUCCAUGACGUCGCCUCCCUCAAAGAUCCGCAGAACCCUUGGCCCAGCCAACAACCACACCGCCAGCUGUGCCCCGCCAAGUUUGUUCUCUGCUCUGGAAAAGCACGACAUCUUGACCAUCCUGAUCACCAACGACACCUUUGUCGCAAACCUCAGCCCCAAGACGCUUUCAAGGCUGAUCCGAGCCUCCAAAUACCACCGACGCAUCCUCGAUUGUCAUUCGGUCUGGGCAUGCGUCCUCAAUCCACUCCUUGGCAUCACCCAGAGCCUGUUUGCCGGCCUCGAUCCCUCGGUCGAUCGCAAGAUUGCUCUGCAGGGCCUGUUUUGCUACAUCAACCGGCAGACGCCGCACUCCCCUCGAUCGCCCGCCGCUCACCAGAAGGAGCUCAAGCUUUGGUGGGAGGUCUACAAAUCCAACAUGCUUCGCUCUCGCAUUCGGGACUACUGCGGCCUGCGGAACAAGAUGCUUGAAUAUCCUUGGGAUCUGGUGGCGCUCAUCAGUCGGCACCGCCAGCCUCCGAAACUCCUCACGAGCGCCGAAGAGUUUCGUUUCCUCGACAGUGCAUAUAUUCUGCAUGAUCCGUGCCUGUUCGAGUGCAAUCGGUUUGUGAUGCUGCGAUCCAGGCAUCAUCCUUUCCUGCUCGACAGCCAGUUGACCGAGCUGCUGCCCCAUGAGCGAUUCCACCUGGAGAGGUCAACCAAGCUCCGAUUGAUGCUCUACAACUGCACACCUUCGAUCGUUAUGGACUGGGCCACGCCGUCCCGCAUCAUUAGCCUCUCGAUUGAGGAGUCUUCAACAGCAAAGCUCAGCUGGGACUGGAACGAGCUGCCUCCCGACCUCCUGGUGGCGGAGCUCUCGCUGCCCUGCUCUAUCGAAUCUCUCCAAACGAUGCCUCAACCGUUAAUGUCCCUCACCGCUCUCAAGCUCUGCAACUGCACGAAGCUGGUGAGCCUCGAAGGCUUGCCCGCUCGCAUGCCCAAGCUCAAGGAGCUGACGCUGCCGCCAUCUCUUGAAACCCUGCAAGGGCUUCCUCAGUUCAUGAAAUCUCUCCGGGCACUGGACCUUUCCCAGUGCUGGAAUCUCAGCAAUCUGGCCGGACUCCCGACAGAGUUGCCUGGGCUUGAGUCCUUGGCGCUUCCACCCACGAUCCGAAACCUCGAAGAUAUGCCCCAAUCUAUGGAAUCUCUCGUGACUCUCAUCAUGGACCAGUCCACCUUGGUGACCAGCCUGGUGGGGCUGCCCGGGGCUCUGCCGAAGCUAGAGACGCUGCUCGUGCCGGCUUCGAUCGAGAGCCUGCAUGGCCUGCCCCGUUCGCUCAACAAGCUUGAAAGUCUCGAUCUGUCUAAGUGUACCAGGCUGGCCCACUUGGAUGGUUUACCGGAGAACAUGGCCCAUUUGUCGAGGUUUCGGCUUCCCCGGUUUCUUAAUAGCCUUGAGGGGUUCGAUCUCGGUAGAUUUCCGAAACUGAGACACGUCGAUAUGCCGCGACUCCUUCUGCUGCAACGCCGGAUGUAGCUCUUUCCCGAAACAAAAUGGGACACUCUGUUUUUGAAUCAGGGAUUCCGGGUUUUCUGGUCUCUGAAUACAUCCACCAUGACCAAGCAGCAUGUUCGC
Molecule: messenger RNA, 1745 nt
Organism: Polychytrium aggregatum
Lineage: Eukaryota; Fungi; Chytridiomycota; Chytridiomycetes; Polychytriales
Exons: 2
Coding region: 135-1646 (503 amino acids)
Source: RefSeq, a predicted model, not a curated record